This is a messenger RNA of Saccoglossus kowalevskii, 1176 nucleotides long. RefSeq names its product cytochrome P450 20A1-like. Gene Ontology annotation, cellular component: membrane. Lineage: Eukaryota; Metazoa; Hemichordata; Enteropneusta; Harrimaniidae. Gene Ontology annotation, molecular function: monooxygenase activity; iron ion binding; heme binding. The record is from RefSeq and is a predicted model, not a curated record.
AUGAAUGACACGCUCGUGUUUUGUCGCACAAAUUACAGACUGAUCCACCUGGCUGAAAUCUUCGAAUUCGCCAAACCUCUAGUAGGUUCGACAAGUAUACAGUUUGCUAAUGGAGAUGAAGGAAAACAGCGACGUCACAUCUAUGACAAAUCUUUUACUCACGAGGCAGUUGAAAAUUACUACCACAUUUUUCAAAAGGCUGCUGAUGAGGCAACUGAUAAAAUAGGAUUGCUUCCUCCCAAUGAUCAUAUAAAUUUGACAGAGCACAUGUCCAUGUUUGCUUUGAAAGCUCUGAAUCGAGCUCUAUUCGGUGAUUUCUUCAAAGACGAUAAUCAUGCUGUUACAUUGUUGCGUCAUUAUGAGAAAGUAAUGGAAAUUAUGAGCCAAAGCCUCUCUGAGAGUACUGAGAGUACCAGUACAGGGACGGAAUUCAACCAAGCCCUGAAAAAAUGGCAUGACUUCAUACGAGAUUUGAUUCAGCAUCGACGUGACAACCCACCUGAAGUGGACGAAGAUUGGACGUUUAUUGAUAAUUUGAUGGAGAAUUCAUCAACAGAGGAACAACUUCUUUCAGAUGUUAUCACACAUUUUGUUGCAGGUUUUCAUACUACAACAUUAGCGUUGGUAUGGACAAUGUAUUAUAUGUGUAAAGACCAAAGUAUUCAGGCUAAGCUGCAUGAAGAGCUUCUAAGAAUUCUGGACCAAUACCAGAAUGUGAAUAAUGCGAACAUUACAAAUCUUCAGUACAUGAGACAAGUGAUUGAUGAGACGAUACGAUGCUCUGUACUAAGUCCAUUUGGUGCGAGGGUGAACCUCGAAAAAGACAUGACAAUACAGGGAUAUACAAUACUGAAAGGAACACCAAUGAUGCAAGCAUUUGGCGUUGUUCAUCAUGAUGCGAAAAUAUGGCCUGACCCAGUGAGAUUCGAUCCUGAAAGAUUUUCUCUGGAACGUUGCAGGAAACGUCAUGCGUUGGCGUUCACUCCAUUUGGAUUUGCUGGUAAACGGAAAUGUCCAGCCUUUCGUUUUUCAUAUGCUGAGAUUUCUGUAUUUUUGUCAACACUUUGUAGGAAUUUCGAAUUUCAACUUGUCGAAGGUCAAACCAUAGACAGAAAAUAUGGAUUUGUAACCACACCAAGUAAUGACGUCUGGGUCACAGUUACUAAAAGAGAGUAA